This is a messenger RNA of Lolium rigidum, 375 nucleotides long. RefSeq lists its product as uncharacterized. The transcript is spliced from 2 exons. Lineage: Eukaryota; Viridiplantae; Streptophyta; Magnoliopsida; Poales; Poaceae. The coding region runs from base 1 to 375 and encodes 124 amino acids. The record is from RefSeq and is a predicted model, not a curated record.
AUGGCGCAGGCCCCGCCCACCUUGCGGCUGCGCGGCGGCGACGGGGAGGUGUUCGAGGUGGACGCGCGGAGGCUGGCGGCGCUCUUCCCGGCCUACGUCCUCAGGGUCCCCGCCAUCCACAACUUCGGCAUCUUCAAGCUCAUCGGCGUCUACCGCGAGUUCGAGGCCAGCGGCAGGCACACCGCCCCAGAAGUGGAGAACGCGUUCGUGAAGACCAUCGGCGACCUCGACAACCUCACCCGCGUCGCCUCGGCUGCAAUGCAGCUGGAAGAUCAUGCCCUGCUGAACCUGUGCCUGCGAGCGACUAUUGUGAUUAUCGAGCGGGCAAGGGCUGCGGAAAAUCUCCAGAAUUUGCCGAGCCAGGAGGAGAACUAG